AUGCGGUUCGGCAUCAUCGGAGCACCGGAGCCCCACAUCGGAACGCCGCCUCCUAUCCGCCGCCUUCGGCCGAUUUGGGAUGGUGUGUUCCUACCGAGGAGUGCCGAGGAGUGCCGCCAGGUCGCUCGUUUCCUCAAGCCCGAUGGACGAGGUCAUCCCGUCGCCUACCUCUAUCUCCGGCUACCGUUGUUGCACCAGGGGAUGGAAAACAAAGACUUCGAACUACGCCGGCCCAAACACGCUAUCACGUUCGCUGCACUCCAAAUCUUGUACGACCUGGCUUUCGACAAGCUACCUAGUGGAGCAGUCGGCGAACGAACUUUUGUCAGCACACUCAAAGUCGUCGCCUUGCUCCUCGAUGGUCCUUCUACAGGACUUUCCUUCCUGCGUCUGCGCACGUCCGGCGAACCAUACCAGGCUUACGAGAUGCACAAGCUCGCGCAAGAGGCUACGCAGUGGCAUGCGCUGUGCCAACCUUCGUCACACUACAGCGCAAGCCAGCCAAAGAAAGUGGUGAUGGAAAUGUCUGUGGAUUGUAAUGUUCAAGGGGGAAAGGAGGGAUUGCUGGCAUACGGAGAAGACAAGGACAACCGAGAUGCUGAGGAGGCUCUAAAGUACGCAACCAAGAGUCGUCUCGGCGCUGCACCAGAACUAGACGGGGAGCUUCAAAUACUUAACGAGAGGUCCUUGACUUCUGCAACUGAGAGUGGAGAGACGCACGAGCCGCUGUCGGAAAAAGCACACCGCACUGACAGCCUGCGCUUCGUGGAGGCUUCUGCAUGGAGAUCCUUCCUGCCUGGCUCCGAGCAGCAUCUUGAGAUUGCCAACGGCGAGUCCCCAAUCAACGCUGUCGCCUUCUCGCCGGACGGCCGGCUGAUCGUGUCGGGCUCUGACGACAAGACGGCCCGCCUAUGGGAUGCGGCUACGGGGGCCGAGCGUCAGCCAAUAGGGGCAGUGGACCGGACCCACCACGGACGCAGCCAGCUGCGUCCGUGGCGGGUCCGGUCUUGGCGCCAACGAGCACUGUCACCGUUUUCACAGAACGCCGAGAGUCAAUUCCGACGCGGACUCCGGCAUCGUGCGAGCGACACGGGACUCAAUUGCUAGGGGCCUAUGGCGAGCAUUGGGUGAGGCGUCUGGCAUCGGAUAGUCCUCAUCUACGCUGGAAUGAAG
This is a messenger RNA of Gaeumannomyces tritici R3-111a-1, 1173 nucleotides long. RefSeq lists its product as hypothetical. Lineage: Eukaryota; Fungi; Ascomycota; Sordariomycetes; Magnaporthales; Magnaporthaceae. The record is from RefSeq and is a predicted model, not a curated record. Gene Ontology annotation, molecular function: protein binding. The coding region runs from base 1 to 1107 and encodes 368 amino acids. The transcript has 6 exons.